Messenger RNA from Vicia villosa (hairy vetch), 1704 nucleotides. RefSeq lists its product as uncharacterized. The transcript is spliced from 3 exons. Lineage: Eukaryota; Viridiplantae; Streptophyta; Magnoliopsida; Fabales; Fabaceae. The coding region runs from base 1 to 1704 and encodes 567 amino acids. The record is from RefSeq and is a predicted model, not a curated record. Gene Ontology annotation, molecular function: catalytic activity.
AUGCUGAUUUCAUGGAACAUUAGGGGGCUGAAUAAAGCUGGCAAACAAAGAGAGAUUUGCUCCCAUCUCAAUGAUUUGAGGCCAGGCAUUUUCAUUUUGAUUGAAACUCGUGUGAAGCAUCAGAAAGCCAUCAAAAUUAGGGAUAACAUGAGACUCUAUAAAUGCUUUCUGGAUAACUACCAACACCAUGACAAUGGGAGGAUCUGGAUAUGCUGGAAUUCUACCAACUACAAAAUUCAGAUGGUAAAGAGCUCUAGCCAAUUCAUACACUACAGAGUGGAGAGCAUAGAUGGUAAGAUGUGUUUUGAAAUGAUUGUUGUUUAUGCUAUGAAUACUAUUGAGCAAAGGAAACUAUUGUGGAAAGCUAUUGCUACAUUGCCUAGAACCAAUAGGCCUUGGUGUGUGGUAGGGGAUUUUAACAAUGUUCUCAAAAGCAAUGAAAGAAUUGGAGGUAGAAUGGUGGUGGCCCAGGAAUUUCAGGACCUCCAAGAUAUGAUGGACUUAUGUGGGCUAAGUGAGAUGGACAACACUGGUGACUACUACACUUGGCAUAACAAACAAGUGAAUGAUCCCAUCUACACUAGAAUUGAUAGAGUGGUUGGAAACUCUCUAUGGUUUCAAGUGAUUGAUAUGCAUUUGAGACACCUUCCCCCAAGUGUCUCAAAUCAUGUUAUACUGCAGCUCACAAAUCAACCUAGGAUGAGGCCUCAGAAAAACCACUUCAAGUUUAUUAACUGUGUCAUAGAGUUUGACGGGUUUCAGGAACUUGUGGCUGAAAGCUGGGCAACACCUAUUGCAGGGAAUCCUCCUUGUAUCCUGUGGAAAAAGCUGAAGAGACUCAUGAGGCCUUUAAGGAAUCUGAGUAGACCCCUAAAUGAUGUUAAAAGGACCAUUGUGGCUACUAGGAAGGAGAUGAAUGCCUUGCAACAGGAUAUAGGGAAUGAUCCAAUGAACAAAGAACUGUUGUUGAAAGUGAAAGAUAAAACUGUUGAGAUCUUACAUUGGAAUGAGAUUGAGGAAAAAGUUCUGAGGAAUGAUGGGACUGAGAUCACUGCUAAUGAUGAGAUUGAACAAGUGUUGCAGCAUUUUGGAGAUCUCAUGGGGAAUGAGGAUAGAACUCUGAACCAGAUUGACAUUAGAGUUAUGAGAGAGGGCCCUCAACUAUCUACUGCCCAGAGACAAUUACUUAUGCAGCCUAUAAGUGACAAGGAAAUCUUUGAAGCUCUUCAUGAUAUAGGGGAUGCUAAAGCCCCUGGCCUAGAUGGCACUUUGGUGACCCUCCUCCCCAAGAAAGCCAGUGCUAAGGAUCUCAAAGACUAUAGGCACAUAGCAUGUUGCACGGUUGUGUACAAAAUUUACUCUAAAGUCCUGACUACAAGAAUGGCUAGCAUUAUUGGAUCCAUCACCAGUCACAAUCAGGCUGCCUUCAUUCCAGGGAAACAAAUCCACUCUCACAUCUUGCUUGCUACUGAAUUGAUCAAGGGAUACACAAGGAAGCAAGGUACUCCAAGAUGCCUUUUUCAACUUGAUCUCCAAAAAGCAUAUGAUAUGCUUAAUUGGAAAGCUCUUGAAACCAUUCUGCUAGAACUUAAUAUACCUGAGAUUUUUGUCCAUUGGAUCAUGCAAGGAGUUUCCACUGUGUCCUACAGAUUUAGCAUAAAUGGUAGUAACUCAAAGCUUAUGCAGGCCAAAAAGAGGUGUUAG